Molecule: messenger RNA, 9005 nt
Organism: Anopheles bellator
Lineage: Eukaryota; Metazoa; Arthropoda; Insecta; Diptera; Culicidae
Gene: dop
Product: microtubule-associated serine/threonine-protein kinase 2
Exons: 1
Coding region: 1-6774 (2257 amino acids)
Biological process (GO): intracellular signal transduction; peptidyl-serine phosphorylation
Molecular function (GO): protein binding; protein serine/threonine kinase activity; ATP binding
Source: RefSeq, a predicted model, not a curated record
AUGAGCCAGAAGGGAACAACGGUGACCGCAGCGAGUGGAGGCACACGGACCAGUAAAUCCGGUGCGACGACGACAGUGUCAACUUCACCGACUGCAGUCAGUCAGAAAGCAUCCGUUGAAGGCUCGACAACGACGAUGCCCUCAGCGCCGGCGGCGAUCAUCCCAGUGGAGGGCGGUCGUCCGAAAGCGUCCCUCUCGUCGGUCCGUUCGCUAAACUUUGACGACCCGGAACUGGCGGUAGCCACACUCCCAGGUGGUCGCAAAACGGGCGCUCCAAAGGUGACGACGGUAUCCGCAGCGAAACCACCUCCAUCGAAGCAUCACACCGCGGAGGACACGAAAAAACCGGGCGCCGGAUCCCCACCGGGCACUGUCCCGGCUCCUGCUAGUCCGGGCAAGUUGGCCCCCAACAAGAAGGGCAUCCUGACGCAUCAGCAGGCGUCGCUGAAGCACGACGAACACCCGCCACCCGUGGCGGUCGGAAUGCCGGUGAAACCGGCCCUUCUGAAGUCGUCCUCCGUCCCGGCGCCACCACCCACCACCACCAAUACGCAACCGGCCGCGGUAUCGCCGCAACCGGGCGUUAGUCUGACAGCACCUGUGAUAACGACGGUCGCGGCCGUCUCACCGACGGUCGUGCCCCCAGCACCGCAGCUGGCCGCCGUCUCUAGCACCGUCGUGAUGCGAACGUCGUCCGGUUCGAGUCUCCACAAGUCCGCCUCGUACCGGAAGUCGUCCUAUAAACCGCAACACUCGCACUCCCUGCGCUACUCCGGCAGUGGCAGCGACAUCUCGAACCUGGUGCGCGUCCGCAACUCGACCCUCGGCAACUCGGCCCCAACCCUGUCGCUGAGCGCCAAGGAGAGUGGCGGAUUUGGCGGUCUCGGCGGACUCGGUGGCGGUAUGGGGGGCGGCGGGAGCUUCUUCGCCGGCCAGAAGCGACCCAUCUCGUCGUCUUCAUCGGCGUCGUCGGCUGCGGCGGCCGCCGCCCGGAGUGCGGCCGUGGCACGCCACCGGCUCAGCUUCGUGGCCAAUAUUUCACCACGCUCGCACUCGCCCAUUCCGGCCAGCCCGAUCGAUUCGCCGCGCAUCAACUCGCCCAGUAUUAUGCAGUUCCCGUUUCAGCUGCCGGUCAAGCGGAUCGCCUCGUCGGCGGUCGCAUCGGCCGCGUCGAAAAGCUGCGACAGUCGCCGCUGGUCCGUGGCGUCGCUGCCCUCGUCCGGGUACGUCACGACGCCGGGUAGCUCGAACAUUUCGUCCCAGUGCUCGAGCCAGGAGCGGCUGCACCAGUUCCCGGCCGUUCCGACGACCGACGAUCUUCAGCUCCUGUCGCUGCACUUCUCCUCGAACGACAGCAACCCGAGCUUGGGCGCGUGUGAACUGCCGGGCGGGCGAUCUAGCGGCCACCAUCCGUUCGGCCACCAUCCGGCGCAUCACGCUCACCAUCCGCACCAUCACCACCAUCACCACCAUCACCUGGUGCACCAUCCGCUGGUGUCGUCGUCCUCGGGCCACAUGAUGCAGCAGCAGCAGCAGCACCUUCACCACCAGCACCACCACUCGCUACCGGUGGCCGGUUCCCAUCACUAUCAGCCGCACCCGCUGACGGUGAGUUCCGGUGGCCCGUCGUCGAUCUCACCGCAAGCGCCCUCCACAGGCAGUGGCGGUAUGCUUGCGUACCAGCAAACACCCCAGCAGCCACUCAGUUUACCCCACCAAUCGACGGUUCCACCGCAGCAGCAGCAGCACUGUGCGAUGAUGAAGCCCACGAGCGGUGGCACCGUCACCGGAUCUUCCGGGUCUCCCGGCCACCAGCAUGCCGGUUCCGGGCGCGAUGAGCUAAACAACUUUUGCGGCUGCCGAUCGCCGAUCCACCGGCCACGAUCACGCAGCCUAAGCAGCCCGUCGCACUCGCCGAUCACCGACAACGAGAUCUCGAUCAUGAACACGUUCUACAAGGAACGCUUCCCGAAGGCUACGCAACAGAUGGAGGAACGCCUGAGUCACUUCAUCAACGAGAACAAGACCAUCCUGAACGAUAAUGCCCGAAACGCGCAGCCGAUCGUGCGGUUCGUGCACCAUCAGGUGCUGGAGAUGGCCCGCGACUGUCUGCACAAGUCACACGCCAAGCUGAUCACGUCACGAUACUUCUACGAGAUGAGCGACAACCUCGAGCGGUUGCUGGUAGAGACCCGCGAAAAGUCACCGGAAGCGGCCCCAGAAAUCACGGGCGUGAUCAAGAAGCUGCUGCUGAUCAUUUCGCGACCCGCCCGGUUGCUCGAGUGUCUCGAGUUCGAUCCGGAAGAGUUCUACCGGCUGCUGGAGGUGGCCGAGGGGCAGGCGAAGGUGACGCAGGGCAUCAAGGCGGACAUCCCGCAGUACAUCAUCCAGAAGCUGGGCCUCAUGAACCGCGAUCCGAUCACGGAGCUGCAGGAGGAGCUCAACAUUGAGUCGAUUUCGCUCAACUCGAGCGUCAACUGUGCCGAUCUCGAGGAGGAAGCGGACGAUGAGGUACGUGGGUCUGUGACACGCCGUUCCCGACCGUCGGAGGAGGACGAGAGCGAGAAUAACAAUUCUUCGUCGAUCCUCCUCGAUCGUUCCGUGGGUGCCGGCGAGAUGACGUGCUCGACACCGAAGGGAUCCGGAUCGUCCAGUUCGCCCGGGAACAGUGCGGCCAGCAGUACGAGCAACGUGCUAAAUAAUAACACCAGCCACUCGCCAGCCUCGUCGGUGGUGGCGGUGGCUUGUGCUACCACGACGACGGCGACGGCGACCGCCACCCAGUCGGCCACCGGGGGAGGAAGUGUGAAGCCGUUCAAAGCCCGCUCGUCGGCCGCCGGCAGUGCCGUACCGAACGAGAAGGACUUUGAUAUCCUGAAGCUGAUCUCGAACGGGGCGUACGGUGCGGUGUACCUCGUGAAGCACAAGCAAACCCGGCAGCGGUUCGCGAUGAAGAAGAUCAAUAAGAACAGCCUGAUGCUGCGGAACCAGGUCGAGCAGGUGUUUGCCGAGCGGGACAUUCUCAGCUUUGCCGACAACCCGUUCGUCGUUAGCAUGUACUGUUCGUUCGAGACGAAGAAACACCUCUGCCUGGUGAUGGAGUACGUCGAGGGAGGUGACUGUGCGACGCUGCUGAAGAACAUUGGCCCGCUGCCGUCCGAUAUGGCGCGGUUCUACUUUGCCGAAACGGUGCUCGCGGUGGAGUAUCUGCACAGCUACGGGAUCGUGCACCGGGAUCUGAAGCCGGACAAUUUGCUCAUCACGGCGCUCGGGCACAUCAAGCUGACGGACUUUGGCCUCUCGAAGAUGGGCCUGAUGUCGCUGGCGACGAACCUGUACGAGGGCUAUCUGGACAGUGAGACGCGGCAGUUUUCCGACAAGCAGGUGUUUGGCACGCCGGAGUAUAUCGCACCGGAGGUGAUCCUCCGGCAGGGAUACGGCAAGCCGGUCGACUGGUGGUCGAUGGGCAUCAUUCUGUACGAGUUUCUGAUCGGCUGCGUGCCGUUCUUUGGCGAAACCCCCGAGGAGCUGUUUGCGCACACGGUCAACGACGACAUCGAGUGGCCGGACGGGGACGAUUGGCCGCUGCAGGAGGAGGCGAAGGAUCUGAUCGCGGUGCUGUUGCAGCAGAAUCCUCGCGAUCGGCUUGGGACGGGCGGAGCGCACGAGGUGAAAGAUCACUGCUACUUUUACGGGCUCGACUGGAACAAUCUGCUGCGCCAGAAGGCGGAAUUCGUGCCGCAGCUGGACGACGAGGAGGACACGAGCUACUUCGAUACGCGCGUCGAUCGGUACAACCACGAGAUCUGCGGGGACGACACGGACGAGAUGGAGGAUUCGCCCCUGUUCGGUUCGUUCAGUUCCUAUUCGCCGCAGUACCGCAAGCAGCACAGUCUCUCGCAGGCCUCCAUCAACAGUAGUGGCAGCUUCGGCGGGCUAGGUGGCCGACCGGAGACAACGGUGGCGGUGAUUGAUAAAACGAAUCCCGCCCCAAAUCAGAUCACCGCAGGUCCAGCGGUAUCAACGGAUUCCCUAGCAACGCCACUCCCCGGCACGCUGGUUCCUGUGGUAGGCCCUGCCACAGAAGGUCCGGCGGCCACCAUCACGACCAGCACGACGACCCUGGUGGUUAGCGCGAAAACGGUUCCGGAAGCGAUCGUCACCCUUCCGACACCACCCAUCAUGACGCCCGUCCCGAAGCCACAGCUGCCGAGUCUGUUCGAAGACGGAUUCGCUGACACGUCGCCCUCGGUGGCCAAUCCGCGUCCCAACGACAUCAGCAAACUGAUCAUCACGCCGGAGCUGCGCAAGUUUAACAUCAACCCGUCGCGCUACAAGAUGCCGUCGACGCCCGAUCUCGACUAUCUGCCCGAGCUGGCCACGCCCGACCGGGAGGACUUCCUCGCGCACCACGGCAUCAACCUGCGUCCGGUGGCGGCAGGUGGCGGGAUGCGAAUGUCCACCGUUGCACCGAGCACGCCGGAAACGCCGGACACGAACAAACGGUUCAGCGACUUCUACCCGCUCUCCUCGCUGAAGCAGCUCAGCACCCCGGAAUCGUCCCAGACGGACAGCGACGACGUGUCGCCCCAGAUUCAGCGCAAGCGCAAGAUCGUCCACAACCGCAUCCUGCCCAAGUUCUCGAUCUCGAUCGAGGACGACCAGAGUGGCCACGAGACGUCCUCCUCGACGCCACCGUCGCGCCUUCCGGCCGGCACCGCAUCGUCCCCAUCGAACUCGAUCCACAAUCUGAGCGGCGGUGGAGGUGCCAACCAUCAUUCGCGCCACCAUCACAUCGUCAAGAGUGCUUCGGCGCUCGGCCUGUCCCUGAUGACCUCGUCGGAUGAUUCGUCUUCCGCCGUCACGACGGCCGUCGGGCGACGAGGCGGAGGACCGACGGUUGCGAUCGGUCGCAAUGUUAACCCCGGUGGCGGUGGUUCAAAUCUUUCGUCCUCUUCCGGUUGCAGCACGGGAGGCGGUGGUGGCGGCGCAGGAAUUGCGUCCUCCUCGACGAUCCACUCGGCGGGCAACUGCUCCAGUACGGCCAGUUCGCGCGAUACAUCACCGUGCCGGGAGCUGAGUCCGCUCGUGACGAACCUGAAGCCACCGCUCAUCAUCCGCCGGGGGCCACGAGGAUUCGGCUUCACCGUGCAUACGAUCCGGGUGUACUACGGUGACACGGACUUCUACACCAUGCACCACCUGGUGAUGGCGGUGGACGAGGGUAGCCCCGCUUUCGAAGCCGGUCUCCGGCCGGCCGAUCUCAUCACGCACGUCAACGGUGAAGCGGUACAGGGUCUGUACCACACGCAGGUUCUCCAGCUGCUGCUCAGCGGCUCGGAGCUGGUCAGCCUGCGGGCAACGCCGCUCGAGCACACCAGCAUCCAGACCGGUGGCCGCAAGCGCGAGCCGUGGCAGAGCAAGUUUGCCAAAAAGUCGACCCACAGCCGGCGCAAGCAGAAGAAGGAGAGCGAGAAGAAACGGAAGGCGUCCCUGUUCCGGCGCAUCAGCAGCAAACGGGCCAGUGCGGAGAUGCAGCAGAUGGUGGCCGGCAUCCAGUCACCGACGGCGGCCGUGCCACCGUCGAGGAGCUUCCAGUCACUGGCCCGCUUCCAGGGCUCGCAGCCGAACUUGCUGCAACCGGGUGGUGGAGUGCCGGGAGUGCAGCCGAACGUCGUGAUGCCGAUGCCGAUCGUGCCCGGUACGCUGCCGUCUCCGGUCCUUCCGGGUCCACCGGGACUGGGCGGAUCCGGGCCCGGAUCCAGCCAUCGUCUAAGCUUGUCACCGCUCAACUCCGCCGGUGGCUUCUACAAUCCGGUCUCACCGCCGAGUACGUCCGCACCGAGCACACCGACCACGGGCGGUGGUAUUGUGACCGGACCGCUGCAAACGUACGGCACUGAGGGUGCAGCACCGCCCCUCUACCAGCGCCCUUCGACACUGCACGUCCUGAAGCACAAGCUUCACUCGUCGUCGUCGCCCUGUGCCAGUGGCAAAUCGCUUCACUCGAGCGCCGGCGGUGGACGCCCCUCGAACCGUCGGAAAUCGGCCGACCACAUGCCCCUGUCACCGUUGGCCCGCACACCGAGCCCUUCGCCGCUUCCGGCCUCCCCGACGCGCUCCUCGAGCCCCCUGGCGUUCCCCGUGGUCCAUCCGCUCGGGGCGUCGAACACCACCCAAUCCUACAGUCCCGGUGGCCCACCGACCGCGGUGGCGUCAGCCGGAGCAACCACCAACGUGGCCAGUGGAUUUCCGGCGGCGGCAACGGCGAUGGGCACCGUUACGGGCGGCGGCGGUCCCCCGCUCGGUGGCUCGCCAACUCCACCGACGGCGAAGAAAGGAUUCCCGCGGGCGAAAACGGCCGAACCGAGCUCACCGCUGCUCCGGCGGGCCCUCUCACCCGAUCGGCUCCAUCCGCGGAGUGCGGCCGAAAGUAAGGCGUGCGUCCUGUCACCGCUCUGCUGCAACACGAGCCUGAAAACGAAUCCUCGACCGGUGGCCGGCAUAUGGCGAUCGAGCCAGAACUCAACCAUCACCACGGGUCUCGUGGGCACCGCUGGCACCGUCACCGCCGCCAGCACGGACUCGCCAACGGUCGGUGCGGGAAAGGCUACAACAGGAUCGGUAACCAACCCGGAGAAGCUGCUCCCGUUGGUGGAAAAGAUGGCGCUCAAGGAACCGGAACAACCAGCAUCGCUAGCUUCGAACUCGACUCCUCCGGUGCCUGCGCCUGGAAGCGCUGGCGGUAACGGGAAAUCCAAAUCGAAAGACUAAACCCGAUCGGAUGGGACAGAUCGAUAGCUUUCAGCUAAAUUAAACUGUAGCUCAGUUUCGAUGAUUGUUUGGCGCAACGUGAUAAGGUCGGAGUCUUUCUUUGCGCUGUAUUUAGGCUACGUCCUUUUGUUUUUACUCUACGAAUCAGUCACGCGGUUUUGUGGUGUGUGCUUCGGCGAAGAAGUUCGUGUGGGCUGUGGAUCCAUUGUAAUGAUUGCUUUUGUUUUACGAAAAUCCUCCUGUAAAUUGCCCGUUAGCUCACGCGAAUCUCGUCGGCAGUCAGUCAGUCAGGCGCCGCAGAGAAAUUGUCAUUUACUAUCAUUAUUAUCAUUAAUAAUUAUUGCUAUCGCUCUAGUACCCAGCAUCAUUAUUAUUUCGUUUGUAAGAGUUUUGGUCGCUUCGUAGCCCCUUUGGGGCCCCAGAAAACACUGGCCGCCCCUCGCGUACAUUUUGUUUUAUUUAUCUAAGAACAUUGCUUCGAUUUCAGUGCACGCGUGGCCGUGCCCGCGUGAUCCCCCGCGAAUGUUGAUAGGGAACCGAAUAAAGCGAACCCGAAAGAGAAAGUAACAUAGCCGGAUAGCCCAUUUUUCCGUGUGAUUUUGCCGUUGAAUGAACCGCCACGAAGAAGAGUCAUCGAUGAUAUCAAACUCAACACACGGAUUACCAGCGAGCAGCGGUCUCGAAAGCUUCGUUAAGUCUUGGUUGCUCCCCCCAUACACUACGGCAUUGCGCAGUCCUGCUAGAGCUAGAGCGAUAGUCACCCCAUAGCCAGGGGCGGACACUUUCAACGCAGUAGCGAGUGGCGUGUUAAUUCCGGUCGCCAAUAAUCGGGUGGAUCCUUCGAAAAGUGGUCCUCUUGCUUCAUUCAAGAACCCCAUUUCUUUCUCGACUAGGUUAACCUUUAUUAUCUGUCUAAUUCUUGCUUUUAACGAUCACACGAUCUUGUCGAUCUUGUGCUUUUGUCUUCGUUGAGUUUGUUACCGAAUGUUUAUUGUUUCUUACUUGUUUCCGUUAAACAGUGAUGUAGUGUUUCUUUUGUCUAUCGAAAUUAAGAUUGUUCAUUUUUCUUCCUCCGAGACGCCGAGUUCUUACCCCUUUCAAGUUCAAGCCCCCGAUUGAUGUAGUUGUUCCGAUAGUGUGAAACAAAUAGAUACAGAGCACGCACGCAAACCAACCAAUAAAGUAUCCCUUCACUCGAUGUGCAACCCGCAGUCCUGCUGUAGUGAAAACGCAGUGGAAAGUACGCCCCAAUACAAAACAAAAACUCUCCCCGAAAUACCAAUAACCGUAAUAGUGCAAUAGGUCAGCUGAUGGCGAACGGCAGGAGCGUGGAUUAAUGUAUCGUUUGUGAAAGUAAACUGAAAACAUUGAGCCACAGGAAAAGAGAACUAGAGAGAGUUUAAGCGCGUUCAACAAGAAAACUAAAACAAAACAAACACACUCUGUUUGGAAGCACUGCACUAGAAUGUAUCUCUUCCGUAGCUAUUCGAUGUUGUUGGUUGCCGCGAUGGAACUAUUGUUUGAAGGGUGACAAUGUUGGACCGGAAAAGUUACUAACGGUACUAGCGGAAAGGAUAAGAGAACCGCAAGGUUAGCAAAAAUUGUUGACAGACACAUUUAGUGAGAACAGAUAACCAGGAUUAGCUACAAUUGAUUGGAGAGAGCACAAAACGUGCCGGAAACAGUAGAAACGGAUGGAAACCGGAAGCGGAUAGGGGACCGUAAGCGAUGUAAGGCGCUGCUGUGCACACGGAGGAGCAAGUAAAACAAUAUUGUUUUGUGAUCUUUACCAUUUAACUUCUCGAAAGUGGUUUAAUCCGUUUUUUGAUACGUAAGUUGUGAUGAUGUGUUUAUCGUACGUGUGUCUGUGUAUGUGUGGCCGGGCGUGCAUGAGUGUGGCUUAUCGGAAGAUCCAAAAACGAUGAUAAAGAAAGGUGCGAACGAGAGUUCCAGUGGUGAAUGUAUGAUUUUUAUUGUAAAUAUAUCCUCAUUUGAAAGUGCGUGAACCACAUUUAUUAAAAGUGUACGGUAAACAAAAACGAUACAAUAAACAAUGCUUGCGAAAAUGAUAAACCCCGACAUUCGACAGUAAAUGGAAACCAAAUGCAGCCUUGGAAGCCAGCCUUUCUGGCCACGUUCCCUUACGUUCCCUUUUUUGUGUUCUUAUCCGAAGUUACUUCUGUUUCGAAAUUGUCAGGGCUUUCCGCGCUGUCUCAAUCUUUUUUAUGUUU